UCGUGCACGGUUUUGUGUGUUUUUCUUCUUUUCUUCUACUAUGCGGUGUGUGUUGUGUGUAGUGUCCCUUUGCCAUUCCCCAUAUAUGGGUGUACGUUUGAUACGCUGGCGGUGCACUUUUGUACCGGUGGCCUUUCCUUCGCGUGCUUUGGCAGGAGAAGCCCAACAUUCGAAUAGAGCCUAGCCAACACACUAUCUACCCCAGUGACCCACUCACUGUUCGCGACGUGUCGUGUGGAAUUUCCUUUACAACGAAAAUGUUGGAUAAUUGUUGGCCCAACUUCCAUUAAAGGCAGGUGCCUCCGCUCGUUAUGGGCCCGAUGUUGUGUUGUGUCGUUCCAUAUGAGUGUGUUUUUGCGAACAAGUGACGUAAGAAUGGUAACGUUUUGGGGAAUCAACAUUCUAAGCUGCUGCUCAAGAUCGCUAUCUAACUCACCUCAAAUCUGACUCAUGGCCGAAAAUGACGAACCGUUCGUAGUAGUCGUGGCAGAAGAAGUUUGAUUAGCACGUUUCAAACUUUUUAUGCAAAUAUGCGUGCUGCUGCGUGGAUUGAAACACCAAACAUCUUCAAACUACAAAAGAGAGAGACGGAUUGUGGUGCGUGUGCGACUGAGACAAAGUGCUUUAAAAUGGUGACGUUUAGCGCAUAAAGAGAAGGAUCUGCGAUCGUAGCGCAGAAGGGGAUCGAGAUAUUUUUAAACAAACCCCCCAAACACGCGUCCGGAGUUCGUUCACAUCAACCCCAACUCGAUGUCAGGUCCAUCAGGCUGUGUACGUACGCUGCCUGUUUAUGUUUUGUGCGCAUCAAAUUGUGCUCGUUUGUGCAUCGGAACCAGCAGAUCGAGAGAAAGACUGCACCGAACGACUCGAUCCUCACUGGAAUAAGAAGAUCUUUCGCCUUAAUGAAGGUGCCUUUGGGAGAAACUUCUCGUGCGUUUUUUUAGUUUUAUUUCAAACGACGGGCGAAACUAACCGCUCUGAUGGAGGGUGUCCAGUGUGUGCUUGUGUGUUUUUUUCUGUUAUUCUUGAGGGUAUCAUUCGCAUACGGCUAUGUGGACCAAACGAUCGUUGUCGGGGGGGCUUAUCUUUUUGAACGCGCACUGCUGCUGUGUGUGCAAGUUAAUGUUGCGGAUUGCAUAUGUCUUGGUUUUGUGAUACUGGCUGGAAGAGGAGAAGGAAGCACAAGGAGGUGAAAGCAGCUGAAGUCGAGUGUAGGGACCGGUUCGUCUUCGAAUGGUCAAUUCGUGUAGCGGCUAGCUAGUGUCGAGGCUGUUGUAUGAACAAACAAUUUGAAGUAGCUCGCUGUUGCUUGGCCGUGUCGGUAAAUAUAUCGAUGAGAUUUUUUGUUUUUACAUGAUUCGCGGACAUCUGGCAUUGAGUGAAAUGAUGUGAGGUAGGAGUUAAUUUGGGAAAUUGGUAAAUAAAAACCACAUUAUUUGAACAGCUGUGUGAGAGCUGUGAGAAGCAACCAAUGUUCUGAUGCGGUGAACUCCAACUCUGAUGAAUGACGCGCUUCUGUCUCACUCAUCGAUAACUAUUGCACAUAGGAAAAGAAAUCCAUCCGUUCCCGUCCAACCUCCACCCCACACUCUCAAGAUGAACGACCUUACCGCCCUCAAGUCGCUCCGCCCGAUGAUGCGCGAUCUAGACGUGUACGAUGUGCUGGACGAGUUUCAGCAGCAGCGCGUGUUCAACAACGACGAGUGUAUGGACAUUACCAACGAGCCGAACGAAAUGUUUCAGAUCGAUUUAAUGUUCUCCUUGCUGGAGGAAAAGCAGCAGCGCGAUUCGCAGAUAGUGGCCCGGUUUAUGGACGCGCUCCGCCUGUACUACGACUGGAUCGUGGAACGGUGGGAGCAGUGCCGGGGCGCGCAGACGAAGGAGUACAACCGGUACGUGGCGUACCGGAACGAGUCGUUUAUGCCCUCGCACGAAUCGAUCAGCGUGUACCGGCAGAAGCUCAGGUGGACGAUGCACAAGCACCUGAUGUCGUUGCGGCACGGUGUGGCGGAGCAUCGGUACCUCUUCGUGUGCGGCAUAAUCGGCACCGGCAAGCAGACACUCGUCUGUCACGCCUGCGAAGACUACACCGUGGUGACGCAGAUGAAUUACAAAAUCUUCUACCUAGAUCUGGCGUACUGCAACACGCAGGAAGCGAUACUGGAGCUGCUGGAAAAGCUGCGCGUCCAGCUGGGCGACGCGGUGAAGCAGGAGGAGCGGGGCAACAACUACAGCUACCCGUCGAACAAGAUCGACUACUGGAAGCGCACCUUUACGCAGGCGUUUGCGAACGAGCUGUCGGAAAGCUUGCUGGUGCUGGCGCACGUCAACCGGCCGAGCUUGAUCAAAGACUUUGACUUUAAGUGCAAAACCGUCGUCAUCACGAAGGACACGAACGUGGUGAACGCGGUCAGCGAGUCGGAGCGGUUCGUGGUGAUGCUUCCGCAGGGCUUCACCGAGGCCGAGGGUUUGGAGCUGUUCGCAAGAGCGCUGAAGAAGAAAAACACCAUGCUGCCGCCGGAAGCGACGGAACUGUGUCGGGCUUGCAAGUACAACCCGUUCCUCAUCAACCUGAUCGCGCUGCGCAUGAGCGAGGAGUGCAAGCACGAGGUGCCAAUCAACUGGCAGCAGCACAUUGACAAUCUGGAGAACUUUAGCAUGCCGCGGCCGGAGCGGGUGUCGCGCACGAUCGCCUCGACGCUGGAGCAGUUUAGCGUGGAGGAGCAGCAGCGUUUCCGCGAUCUGGUGAUCUUUCGGGACAAUGUGCCAAUGUCGUUGCGUUUGCUGGAGAUGUACUGGGAGCUGGACAAGGACACAACGGAGGCGCUCCUAACGAGGCUGGAGCGCAGCGGGCUGCUGGAGAAGCGUGUCUGCAAGAGUAAGAUGUUUUACAUAAUGCAAUACAUUUGCUAUAACGAUAUCAAGCUUCCGCCCGGCUCCAAUAUGGUCAAUCUGCAUCGCCGACUACUCCAAAACUAUAGCAUCCGGGAGAAUCUCGCCAACCGCCGGGAGCUGGAGCUGACCAACGUGUUCCCGAACGAUGACUAUUUUCACUUCCACAUCGCCUACCACAUCGAGCAGGCCGGCGAGCAUGAUCUCUUUCCCGAGCUGUACCAAGACUUUGGCUUCCUCGAGCAGAAGCUGCGCAUUGCCGGCCUGCCCAACACGGUGGGCGAUCUGCGCAAGUACCAGGAGCACAUCUUCCCGACGGUGGACGAUCGGGAGGUGAUCAUCGAUUCGCUGAUCGAUUUUCUGAUGGCGGCGGAAUGCUUGCUGUCGGAGGAUACGCGGCUGCUGCAGCGAGCCCUCAACUUUCCCGGCCACAUCGGCCACCUGGCGAAGCAGCAGGUGGAUCGGUACAAGAACCGGGUCUGGUUGCGUGAUGUCGUGCACUGUUUCGAAUCGUCAGUCAUAAAGCUUUGCCACCGACCAGACAAGGUCCGCUUCCAGGAUGCGAACCACGUGUUUGUGUCGCUCGCCAACAACGACAUCCAGCUGUGGAAUCUGUCGGUCGAGUACGAGCUGCCGCCGAUGACGUUCAAGGGCUGCGACGGCGAUCAGAUUAAGGACGUGCAGCGCAUCAACCAGUUUCUGGUCGCGCUCAAUCGGCGCGGCUUGAUAAAGGUGUGGUCCACGAAGAACCCGCCCGACCGGCCCGACUACCGGAUGUGGGAGGCAUCGCCACGGGAAGCAGAAAUGACGCUCACGAUCACGGGCGGGUUCGCCUGUUUCAGCGUGCUGAAGCGAUCCGGACACACGGAACUGAUCGCGAUCAGCGAGUCGGGCGUGCUGUGCGUGUACAAGGUGUACAGCUCCGUGUUCCGGACGGAGAAGCCCGACAUCAAGCACCCGACGAACAUCAGGAACGCGUACCUGCUGCAACCGUUCCGCGACCUGGACAAACCGGACGGUGGCGCGGUACGACGCUGCCUGUUUCUGGUCAGAAGCGAAGACGGUACGGCACGGGGCAUCGUGUUCAACAUGAUGUCGACGAGCGUGGAGUCGUGCUUCGUGGACGAGCAGCCGCCGCUAAACGUGUACCAGCUGCCGGAGGGUUUUCUGUUCGUGAGCACGCACGAGGUGCGGCUGCGACCCCUCGAAUCGUACGGAUUGGGCCAGGCGAAAACGGUGUACGAGCGCAAGGCGUGCACCAACACGUGCAGCGUAGUAACGGAGGACAAGCGAUUCCUCGUGCUCGGUACCGAGCGCGGCAUCUCGGUGGUUAACAUUGGCGAUGGGGCGGAGGUCCGGCGCAUGAACAUUAGCCACUCGAUCGUCGAUCUGGACGUGCUGAUGGAGGAUGGCAUGUCGCAGGUGCUGCUCGCGUCCAUCUCGAAGGAUGGGGAGCAUGCGAUGAACCUGUACAGCUUACCGCUCGGCCCGGUCAGCGAUCAGUACCAGCUGGAGGGGACGACCGCCUUUCUCGCCACGCUGGACGACGAUCCGGUGCAGCUGAACACGGUCGACCGGUACUGUCGGUUGCAGCAGACGCUGCUCCACGACGAGGAUGGUGGCGUGUCGCACGAGAAGACGUUUCAGAACAGUGCGAUCGACGCACCGGUUCUGUGUCUGGCCAAAACACGAUCGAUGUACUAUGUGGGGCUGGAGAAUGGCAAGCUGCUCGGGAUGACCCAGUGGCAUGCGGAUCCGGCUGUGGUGCACGUCGUGCUCGAACUGGGUACGGAGAUAACGUAUCUGGAAUGUUUCCGUCGCGUACGGCAAGAUGAUCUCGAGGCGAUGGACAUACUGGUGGCAUCGGGAAAGGGCGUAUGUAGGAUUUGCGUGGACGAGCGCGUCGAGCUGGAGCUGAGCGAAACGGUGCGCAAUUGUUACCUGCUGUACGAUCGCUAUCUGCUGCUGAUUGGCGAUCGGUGCUCGAUACAGAUCUACGACUUUGAAAACCAAACACUGGAACUAGUGCAGAAGGAAAUGGAACGUACGUACGGGGCGGCAGUUUAUGGGCCACCGCCUCGCGCCGCACUGAUACUGUGCACGGCCGACGGGAUCGUAUACCAUCUUGGACUGCACCAGGCCGCGAUUGAGUCGUUCGAUUUGGCCCCGUUCGACAUGCUGCUGACAGUGAAACCGCCACAAAGUGUCAGCGGCAGCAGCAGUCACAGCAUGCCAUCCGACGUGGGUCACCACGCCGCAACGACCGUCAUCUGCAGCUGUGCCUUAUCGGCUGACGGCGAGUUCCUAGCGAUCGGAUGCCACGACGGCCGGAUUAUACUGCACCUGAUGGAGCAUAACCGGCAGCUGGGUGUGCUGGAAUCGCACCAGUUCCCGGUGUCCGCACUGUACUUCAGCAGCUGGACGGACCCGAGCGCACCGCACAUACUGGUCAGCGUCGGCGAUCAGAUCGUCUUCUGGAGCGUCGACUAUCUGUACAACAAUCAGCCGCGCAAAAGUGUCACCAGCAUACGGCUGUCCGGUCGGUUUAACACGCGCCGAACGGCGCCCGUACCCGACGGUGCACACGUGUCAUCGCCGAGCGAGAACCGCCGAUCGUACGGUAGCAACCAUUCCGGCUUUUCGACCCCGGUCGUGGGUAGUCCCGUGAGCCGAAGCUUUCUGGGCGAACGGUUCGAGGAGUCGUCCCAGUGGUUCGACAAGCGCGGUUCCACCGUCAAGCCGCAUCUGCUCUCCUGCAUCAAGCUGAUCGGCCGGGCGAAGCGGUUGAUAAUGAACCGGGAGUUUAGCAAAUUUCUUACCAUGGAUGACGAAGGGUACAUCCAUUAUCUGCGAUUUUACCGGCCGUCCGUGAACCAUCUGCUGAUGCCACCGCCCGCCAACUUUGGAAUGCGUUCGCCGACCAUCGUCACGGCGGCGACCGCCAACACGCCAACGACCACGAAUGGCACCAACGGUGGUGGAGGUGGCGCUCAUCCCUACAUUACACACCUCAUAUGACGGUUGGUAGCAAACGAACUGACCCUGCGGUAUAUCUGCUACUACAUGUUGCUGUACAUCUUCUACACUGCCUUUACACGGUAGGAGCAACCGACAGAGACAUCCCAAUGGUGACAGGCGUCCAUGAGCCGCUACGGUGCGGUUGGUUCGUUUGCUAGUUACUAGUUUGUGUGUGUGUGUGUGUGUGUGUGUGUGUGUGUGUGUGUGUGUGUGUGUGUGUGUGUGUGUGUGUGUGUGUGUGUGUGUGUGUAUGUGUUCGUUUUUAUUGCGUCCCGUUCAACGUAGCAUCCCGUAGAACCAACAAAAGAUAUCGAUCCCUCCCUUCACUGUGCCAACGGAAGCGACACAACUGUAGGCUGCAUUUUUCUACUGCAAGUCCCUUUUAGUCACGUAAGCAUACCCCCGCAAUAGACAAUACGUGUCCGCGCUUAAGAUAAAAAAAAGUGGAGUAGGGCAAUUUGUGUGUGAUAGCUGAUUAUUUUCGGAAUAUAUAUUUUAAAUCUCACUGCGGACGCUAGCGUAUGUCGAUUUCGGCUUUAGUAAAUCAACGUUAGCAUAAAAAGAAACGUACAGAACAGACUGAGGCGAGAAUGGUUAGAUUUCGGAAAUGCAUUUUUUAAAGCUUAAUUAAACUAUACUCAAAUGUACAGAUUUCACACCACAGAAACAUUUCGCUCAACGUUAGUGUGUGGUAAAAGCCGCGGUGCAUUAUUUCUCCCAGGCUACGGUCUGCCUGGUGGAAAGUGUGUAACUUUUUAUAGGUUAUAUAUAAAAUACUUUAUACGACAAUUUCUUUUAAUUGCGACAUUCCUUAGAUGUAAGGUCGAUUUCGUAAGAUGAGACUUUUUUUUUAAACUUAAAAUCGUGUAGAAAAUUAAUAAAAUAAAAUCGUUUUUGUGAUUAAAA
Molecule: messenger RNA, 6816 nt
Organism: Anopheles arabiensis
Lineage: Eukaryota; Metazoa; Arthropoda; Insecta; Diptera; Culicidae
Gene: Dark
Exons: 6
Coding region: 1501-5910 (1469 amino acids)
Molecular function (GO): ADP binding; protein binding
Source: RefSeq, a predicted model, not a curated record